Symbiodinium pilosum is the source of this 993-nucleotide messenger RNA. NCBI's taxonomy places the organism in Eukaryota, Dinophyceae, Suessiales, Symbiodiniaceae. The record is from the annotation of a GenBank genome assembly.
AUGGAUGUACUUUCUGGGCUGGUUGUCUGCAUCGAUUUGGGCCUGGCCUGCGUGGACAUUGAUCUAAGAGCAGCUGGUGCUCCUGGUCCGACCUGGGCCUUUCUGGUAUGUCAGGGUUGCCUGGCAUUUUACAUGAUUGAGCUAUUCUGGCAUGCGUUCGUGGGCGGGUGGCGUGUGCUACGAUCCUUUAACUGGUGGAUCGACGCGAGCAUUGUGAUUGCCUCCAUCACCGAGGUAGUGUUCUUGUUUCUGGGAAGUAGUGCAGAGGAGGUUCGUGUCGUCAAGCUCCUUCGCAUUGCUAGGAUCACGCGGCUUAUCCGCUUUGUUCGGAAGUCGCCCUCGUUGCGUGAGCUGCGAAAGCUCAUGAUGAUGUUUGCAAGCGUGAUUCGCACGCUUGGCUGGUCUUUCCUCUUCUGCUUCAUUGCCACAACGUUAUGGUCGAUGGUAGCGGUGGAGCUCGUAAAUCCCAUUGUCCAACAGCUGGCUGAUGAAGGCGAGUUUAGCGAUUGUAAAGAAUGCAGAGAGGCUUUCUCAUCAAUACUGCAGUCUAACUUGACCUUUCUGCAGACCAUGCUGGCUGGAGACAGCUGGGGGAGUAUUGCCAUGCCCGUGAUUCGCAGGCAGCCUUAUACAGCUAUCAUCUUUGUGGGCGCCCUUGUCUCCGUCGUGUAUGGCAUUUUGAAUCUGGUGGUGGCAGUAAUCGUGGAUGCCGCCAUGGAGCAGAGGGAAAAGGACAUAACGACUCUGGCCGCAGACUUGGAUUAUGAGUUGGAGGAAGAUUUAAAGCUUCUUGGCCAUUUUUUCACGGGGACGGUGGAUGCGAACGGAGAUGGCGAGCUCUCACUUCAGGAGCUCCUUCGGGGCGCUGAGCAGGUGCCAGAGUUUCAGAACCGCCUCCGUGUCAUGGAUAUUGAUGCCGUUGAUCUGGAACAGCUUUUCCGCAUGUUGGAUGAAGCUUGGACUUCUUGGAACUGGAACAAAGGAUUUUCAUAG